Molecule: messenger RNA, 1215 nt
Organism: Culex pipiens pallens (northern house mosquito)
Lineage: Eukaryota; Metazoa; Arthropoda; Insecta; Diptera; Culicidae
Product: toll-like receptor Tollo
Exons: 2
Coding region: 106-1215 (369 amino acids)
Molecular function (GO): protein binding
Source: RefSeq, a predicted model, not a curated record
GAACACAUGGAUUAAUCAAACCGUCUAAUAAUCUCAUUGAAAUAGUCUCGAUUCAACCUCUGAGUCGAGCACUUCUCCAUAAUCAACACAGCUUUUGCUCAAAAUAUGGUGGAUUUAACCGAGUUAAUCGCCCUGCAGCGCAGAUUUGAACCUGGUAAAGAUAUCGUUUGGAACGUCCGGUGCAGCACGGGACUGCCGAACAUUUGUGAACUCAAAAACAUUAAGCUGUUCACGAAAAGUUUUAUGGACCAGGAGUUGUACCUGCCGGCGACGAAUCUCCGGAUAGUCAACGGCGUGAUACCCAGUUUCGAUUCACGCUUGGCCGGGAUGCUGCGUCCGGAGACCAAAAUCCUCGUCAUCCAAAACUGUUACAUGUGGUUUUUUGUCUUGCGAGCGAUGCUCAAAGUGCUGUUUUUAACAUACAACAUGAUUAGUACGAUUAAAUUGGCUGAAACGGACAGUCACUUUGAAAUGGAAUAUCUGAAACUUAACAAAAAUCAAUUAUCAAAUAUUUCAUUUGUUUCCAAGUUGACAAAAUUAGAACACCUCGAUCUUUCGGAAAACAGAGUGGAAGUUUUGGAGAUCAAAUUAUUUCAAAACCUCUCAAACUUAAGUUUACUCGAAUUGUCCUAUAACCGCAUCAAAACAAUUGAAGCACCCACAAAAAUCCAAUUUCCAGUUCAACUUUUCAAUCUUGGAAACAAUCAACUAUCGGAUCUCAACAUGAAAAACUGGCAUGCCAAAAAUUUAGCCUCCCUGGGAAUUAUCGGCAACAAGUUCCAGUCCCUAAACACAGUCCAGCUGAGCAGAUCCCUCCUAAACAUGUCGAUCUUCCGUUACGACAAAAAUCCGUGGAAUUGUGGCCGUUUAAAAGCGCUCCAAUUCUACCACGAAACGAGACCCCACAAAGUGCACAACCUGAGCAGUUUUGGGUUUGUUCAGUGCGUGGAUGAAAGUGGGGUGAACACGGUGGCUUUCAAGCUGCCGGAACUCGUAGAUCUGACGGAAGAGUCGCUGGAAACUUUAGGGGGCAGCGUUCACAGGUUGAUUGAUGAUCGUGUCGAAAGUGGAAAACUUGCUGAAUGUCAAUCUAGAUUUGGAAGAAUGCAGCAAACGCUGAAAAAGAUGGCCGAAGGAGUAUCCAGAUUAAGAAACAAUUAUAAUAUGGUAAACAGCACCAUCGAAUGGUUAGAUAUUUUCAAGCCGCUCUUAUAA